GCGUCAGUGGCUCGUUCAAACUGGGAGCGCUGAAAACUUGCGAUUAUGGCACAGGCUCAAGGCUUUGGGAGGAGAUACAUUAAAGCCUUUUUUAAAGGCUUCUUUGUUGCUGUUCCUGUGACAGUCACUUUUCUAGAUAGAGUGGCCUGUGUAGCAAGAGUGGAAGGAGCAUCAAUGCAGCCUUCCUUGAAUCCAGGGGAAAGACAGGUGUCUGAUGUAGUGCUUUUAAACCAUUGGAGUAUUAGGAAUUAUGAAGUGCAACGUGGAGACAUUGUGUCAUUAGUGUCUCCUAAAAACCCUGAACAGAAGAUCAUUAAACGAGUGAUUGCUCUUGAAGGAGACAUUGUCAAAACCAUAGGGUACAAAAACAAGUAUGUGAAAGUUACGCAUGGCCAUAUAUGGGUGGAAGGUGAUCACCACGGACACAGCUUUGACAGUAAUGCUUUUGGCCCGGUUUCUCUUGGACUUUUACAUGCUCGUGCUACCCAUAUCCUGUGGCCUCCAAGGCGCUGGCAGAAGUUACAACCUAUGCUGCCUCCAGAACGUACACCACUUCACAGUGAUCAAGAAUGA
Messenger RNA from Emys orbicularis (European pond turtle), 573 nucleotides. It is a transcript of the gene IMMP2L, whose product is annotated as inner mitochondrial membrane peptidase subunit 2. NCBI's taxonomy places the organism in Eukaryota, Metazoa, Chordata, Testudines, Emydidae. The record is from RefSeq and is a predicted model, not a curated record. The transcript is spliced from 6 exons. Bases 46 to 573 code for a protein of 175 amino acids. Gene Ontology annotation, molecular function: serine-type endopeptidase activity. Gene Ontology annotation, cellular component: membrane; mitochondrial inner membrane peptidase complex.